CUUACCCGGAUAUCGGCUAGUACUUACGGCCGUCGAUCAACGUUCUUGACCCAGGCCAAGCCCCCUCGAACGAACGACUCAGAUGCCCGCCAACAUGACCUCGACAUACCCUUUUGAGCCAACUCCUCCGUGGACGACUGUAAACCCUAAGCCAUUCUUGCCUUUUCGCACGCGUUACGAUAGCGAAGCGCCUUCAUUACCGUCGCCUCGAAACGAGCCGUUCAAUGACAACUAUGUCGUUAGCACUCACCUCGUGCCUGCUGGUUGUCCAAGACUCACUCCGGAUAUCCCAUUGCCUGUGGUCCCUAAAUUCACGACGAAUGCCGCAGAACGGAAACGAGCUGUCCAGCAGCUUUCCACUGAACUUAUGAUGCGACAAGAGCGCUUCAUUCGGGGAGAGUUGGGCGGAGAAAGAAGCGAGAAGCCGUUGUGGAACUGUGUUAACCGAUAUGUCAAGAGAGCUCAAGAUGGGAGGAAGGGCUUGACAUUGUUCUUCACUCACGCAAAUGGUUUUCCCAAGGAGAUAUGGGAAGCAACUCUGCGAUAUUUAUUAUCGUCACCCACAGCUUCACUGAUUGACGAGGUGUGGUCUUGGGAAGCCGUUCAGCACGGUGAUGCUGCAUUAGUCAACGAGACAAAUCUCAGUGGCAUAUUUGAUUGGCGAGACAACGCGCGGGAUAUUGCACACUUUCUAUUAUACUAUCUACCGGAAGAUACAUCUUCAGAGGUUUUACCGACGCAUCUACAACUUCUGCCAGAGGCUAUCCGUGAAUCCAGGAAGAUCAAGGGAUUUUCAUCCCGUUCCCUGGUCACCAUUGGACAUUCAUUUGGUGGCUGCACUUCGAUACUAGCAGCUGUCAAUUUCCCUGCACUGUUCUCCUCCAUAAUUCUCAUAGACCCUGUAGUUGUUAACGGUCUCAACUAUUCCUCCAAUUUAACUGGGCUCAAUUCGGCCGCCCUUGGUAGGCGCGAACGUUGGCCAUCACGUGAGGAGGCAUUGCGCUCGUUCAAGGCCUCUCCAUUCUUCAGAGCUUGGCAUCCUGAUACCCUGCAGCUAUAUGUUACAUAUGGCUUGUGCGAGGAUUCACAAGGGGGCGUGAAGCUAAAGACGUCAGCUCUACACGAGGCUUUGGUGUUCGUAGAUCAUAUAGGAUCAAAUGAAGCAUGGGAACUGUUGGAAAAGGUGGACGAGCGAAUAGAACUGCGUUGGAUUGUUCCAGGGAAGCCCGAAGACAAGGGGUGCGUUACCCCCAGCCAUAAACUCUACUCUACUGAUGUCUGUUUCAGAAUUGCAGGCGAAAAGGCAACGAGGGUGCGAGUGUGGCGAAGACCUGUUAACUCAUCCAACGUGGUGUUUCACUCUGCUGGGCAUCUGGUAAGCAGAUGUUUUGUGUCCAUGUACAAGUUUGAUUAAGGCGGGCUGUUGCUCAGAUUCCACAUGAAACGCCAGAGGAGCUUGGUAAGUGAUUUUUCGUUUUCUACAGCAAUGUUCACGUCAUGAUUUUCCUCUAGCC
Molecule: messenger RNA, 1514 nt
Organism: Suillus subaureus
Lineage: Eukaryota; Fungi; Basidiomycota; Agaricomycetes; Boletales; Suillaceae
Exons: 5
Coding region: 83-1414 (443 amino acids)
Source: RefSeq, a predicted model, not a curated record